Molecule: messenger RNA, 1902 nt
Organism: Didymella exigua CBS 183.55
Lineage: Eukaryota; Fungi; Ascomycota; Dothideomycetes; Pleosporales; Didymellaceae
Product: cysteine proteinase
Exons: 2
Coding region: 1-1902 (633 amino acids)
Biological process (GO): protein desumoylation
Cellular component (GO): nucleus
Molecular function (GO): deSUMOylase activity
Source: RefSeq, a predicted model, not a curated record
AUGGCUUCAAACAAACGCGACUUUGUUCGCGCCUUCGACACUCCUGCCGGUCUGCACCUCACUGCAGAGCCUCAGGCUUCUCCAGUACGAUACAUCCCUGGCCAAUGGCCCGAGGAGGUAGUCGCCGACACAUAUGAGAUCGCUCCAGCCCCAGGCGUCUCGAUCUUCACGACCAUUUCGCGCUUCGCGACAUCUUUCCGCUUGGAGGUCUCCAACAUCCCAGAACGGUUGAGGAAGUACUUCGCGUGUCCACAGCAGAUCAUCGCCCUCCCCGUCAUCAGAGAUGAUGGCUCAUCCAAGCGACGCCUUAUCGACGCGGGUUUUGCGCCUACCACGCCGAGCCGUGGAGGCAGUCAGCAUACUGGUCUCUGGAUCGAGACCCCACCAUCACCUCAGUACCCUAAAGAUCUGCGGGGUAACGACAGCCCAGACUGGUCGAUAGACGAUAUCGACACCGGCAGUCCCCCACCUCAAUGUCGACAGAUUCUUCCCUUGAAGACCUCCAGGGUCGUCUCGCCUGCUACACAAUUCAACAUUCUCCGACGCUCUCCCGUUACACCCAUGCGCAGCCAGCUGCUUAAGAAGCAGUUGCGGAAAGUGGAGGCAGUCAGGACUACAUCACCUACAUCACCGCUCGAAGCUCGGCGAAACCAAGACGCCGACGCACGGACCACAGACCGCCCUCUCGGAUAUCUCGACCCUGCCGACGUCUUAGACAACGACCUCUCAAUCCUUCCUGACGCCGACAACUUGAGCAGCACAUCCGAAUCUCUGCGCAGCCCUUCACCUUCAUCAUCGCGCCACAAGAGCACCCGAUGGGCUUCACAAGGUCGCGUCAAAGCCUACUACGUCGACGAGCGUAUCAGCGAAAUGCUUGACUCCACUCUCGAGUCCAUUCGCUCACCUAUCUCAAAACCCAACUUCUGCGGCGACAAUGACGAUGGCGACUCGUCUGACGACAUCCAAAACGUACCUUUGAUUGAUCCCAAGACCACCUCUGACUCGGAUGAGUCCGUCGACGGGCCGUCCUUGCAAGACUCAUCUCUGUUUGACUCCCUCGAGGAAACAGAACUCUCAAAAGAGCUGCUCCAAGAUCUCGAACAGAAUUUCAAGAAACUCCUCAAUGAGGAGCCACGUCCUCCUUCCCCGCCGAAGCCAUUGUUGGCCCCGUUGUCGGACUCGGAACGUACCCAGCUCGAGGAGUUGGCCGCUAUGUCGAAGCAUGGACAGGACGGAUGUUACUCUAUCGUUCCGGACAAGAUUACCGCUCGCGACUUCGGUACUUUGCUGCCCGACAUGUUCAAUGGCAGCGCCAAAGCUUGGCUCAAUGACGAGAUUGUCAAUCAGUACCUCGCAAUCCUCGUCAAGACGUCCAAUGAUGAUUGCGGUUUCGUCUACAAGCGGGGUGGUCCGGCUCCCCCCUAUCACGCCUUCUCCUCGCACUGGUUCAAUUCGAUCAAGGGCGGCGUCAAGAAGGUGGAGCGCUGGGCCAGUAGAGUUGGCCUGGGAGGUAGGCAGUUCAUGGACGCUAAGGUCGUCCUGUUUCCUAUCUGCGACGGUUCCCAUUGGCGACUCCUCGCUGUCAACCCACAGAAGCGCACCAUCGAGUACCUGGACUCCCUGGGCUGGGAUGGAUCCGAAUACAUUCGAAAACUGCGCGAUUAUCUCCAGCACGAGCUUAAGGAUGCUUACAAAGAGGAGGAAUGGACAGUCGUCGAGCUGCAGCGCAGCGCCAGGCAGUUGAACGGUAGCGAUUGCGGUGUGUUUGUGCUCCUCAACGCUCUGGUGUCACUGUUGGGCGUCGAGUUCAAGAAGGUGGUGGCAUGCAACGGCAUGCACGAGGCCAGGGAGAGACUGGCAAUGACGAUUAUUACUGGUUAUGCUAUUGAGAUGGAGUACUGA